This is a messenger RNA of Xiphophorus maculatus (southern platyfish), 3825 nucleotides long. It is a transcript of the gene tmc3, whose product is annotated as transmembrane channel like 3. NCBI's taxonomy places the organism in Eukaryota, Metazoa, Chordata, Actinopteri, Cyprinodontiformes, Poeciliidae. The transcript is spliced from 22 exons. Gene Ontology annotation, cellular component: plasma membrane. Bases 106 to 3579 code for a protein of 1157 amino acids. Gene Ontology annotation, molecular function: mechanosensitive monoatomic ion channel activity. The record is from RefSeq and is a predicted model, not a curated record.
CUCAGACCUUUGAGGGGAGACAUAGAAGAGAGGUGGCAUUUGUCCACACACUGAUUUAUACACAUUGAUCAUCAACACACAAUUAUUCACACAAACCUUGUUAGAAUGAGUUCAGCAUCUGAACCUGUGGUUGGAAGCAGUAGAUCCUUGCUUGCUGCCAAAAGACAUAGGACUGUACGGAAGAACUCAAGAAGGAUUUAUUCUGCUUACCGAGACCACCAGCAGGGCUCAUCGGAUGAAGAAGGUGGAGAUGAUAAGGAAGUGGACAGCAAUGACCCUGAAGAAAUGUUCCAGAACAUUCAGUACCAAAAAGAGAUCAUCGCCAACAUUCGCUCCAGACCCUGGCCAAUGAGACGCAAGCUCAAAGUUUUAAAGCAGGCUCGAGAGAUUGUCCUAAAGUAUGAAGGCCAGCUGACGAGAACAAGAGGUUAUCAGACCGCCGGAGCUGAUCUGCUGAAAAAACUUUACCGUGUGCUUUACAACAUUGUUGUUACAUUCAUUCCGUGGGAAGUGAGGAUCAAAAAAAUUGAAAGUCACUUUGGAUCAGGCGUGGCCUCCUAUUUUAUCUUUCUUCGCUGGUUGUUUGGGAUAAACAUCGUCCUCACCAUCAUGACAGGAUCUUUUGUGGUCCUACCAGAGCUGUUGGCUGGAGCUCCAUUUGGAACAACAAGAAGUAAAACUAUCCCCAAAGAGCAUCUUGCUUCAGCCCAAGACUUGGACACCAUCUGGUCUCUUGGGGGUUACCUGCAGUACUCUGUUUUAUUCUAUGGUUAUUAUGGCAGCGUGAGGAAGAUUGGCAGUGCUGGCUACCGGCUGCCACUUGCAUACUUCCUUGUUGGGAUGGCUGUUUUUGCCUACAGUUUCAUCAUCCUGUUACGCAAAAUGGCAAAGAACUCUCGUCUGAGUCUGGCCAGUGCUUCUGAUGAAAACUUCACGUUCUGUUGGAGAGUUUUCUGUGCCUGGGAUUACCUGAUUGGUAACCCGGAAGCUGCAGAGUGCAAAGGGGCUGCAAUCGUUAACAACAUCAGGGAAGCAAUUGUUGAAGAACAAGAAAAGAAGAAGGAUACAAGCCUGGCAGUUCUCAUCAGUCUGCGUAUUUUAGCCAAUAUCCUGGUUUUGCUGUCACUAGCUGGGAGCAUCUACAUCAUCUAUUUUGUUGUAGACCGAUCCCAGAAACUGGAGCAGGAAAAGCCAGAGCUGACGUUGUGGGAGAAGAAUGAGGUGAGUGUGGUGGUCUCGCUCAUCACUAUGAUUGCCCCUUCUGCUUUUGAGCUGGUUGCACAGCUGGAGAUGUAUCACCCAAGAACCUCCCUGAGAUUCCAGCUGGCCAGAGUCCUUGUUCUAUAUCUGGGAAACCUCUACAGCCUCAUUAUUGCCCUCUUGGAUAAAGUCAACAGUAUGAGCUCUGCUCCUCAUGUGAGUUCAAGUAACUGGACUAACACCAGCUCCACCAUAUCCAGUCUCUCUGCCCAAGUAUCAAGGAUCUCUGUGUCUGAGCAUCACAACAGUACCAUGGCAACCAUCAGCACAGCAAUCAACUUCAUCCACAACAGGAGCAGCUUGAUUACUGCAUCCAACCAGACAAUUCCUUUUGAGAAAAAUGCACGAUCUCAACAGGACCAGUGCUGGGAGACCUAUGUUGGACAGGAGAUGUUGAAGCUUUCUAUUAUUGACAUGAUCUUCACAGUGGCCAGCAUCUUGCUCAUUGACUUUAUCAGGGGUCUGGUGGUUCGGUAUCUGAGUGACUGCUGCUGCUGGGACUUAGAAAGCAAGUUUCCUGAAUAUGGAGAAUUUAAAAUAGCUGAAAAUGUCCUACACUUGAUCUACAACCAAGGAAUGAUCUGGAUGGGAGCCUUUUUCUCUCCAUGCCUCCCUGCCUUUAAUGUGUUGAAACUGAUUGGUCUCAUGUAUCUAAGGAGCUGGGCUGUCCUCACUUGUAAUGUUCCUCAUCAGCAGGUUUUCCGGGCUUCCAGAUCAAAUAAUUUCUACUUGGCUAUGCUACUUUUCAUGCUGUUCCUGUGUAUGCUCCCCACCAUCUUUGCCAUUGUGCGAUAUAGACCAUCGGAACACUGUGGACCAUUCAGUGGCCAGGAGAAGAUUUAUGACAUCAUCUCAGAUACAGUGGCAUCAGACUUCCCACUUUGGUUCAGUAAAGUGAUGAGUUAUGUCACCAGCCCUGUUGUGGUGCUGCCAGCAGUGCUACUGCUAUUUAUGCUGAUAUAUUAUCUUCAAGCAAUUGCCAGAUCCCUAAAAUUUACUAACAACCAACUGAGGAUUCAGCUCCAGACUGAGCGGACAGAAGACAAGAAAAAAGUAUUUCAGAUGGCUGCAGCAAGGCUGCAAGUCCCAGAGGCCUCAGCUGACAAAAACCCAGAUCAGCAGGAAAGUGACAUCCCAAGCCAGGAAGCUUCCAUACACACCUCAUCUCCCCAGCAAAAUGGCAGCAUUACAAACGUUCAGUCUCCUAUUAAUCGUAGUAACAGCAUCCGUACCAUCACCCAAUCAGCUUCUGGAGCUGACCUGAAUGAAGGAUGUGUGUCUGGAUCUGUCAGAAGUCCAGCUGUGAUCGUACUACCCAAACACCAGGUGGAACACUUACCGAACAGCAGACCUCAACAUUUCAUUGGUGGCCGAAGUGGUUCCUGCAGAUCCAAGUCUUGUCACCACAUGGCAUAUAAUCCGCCAUCUGACCUUUCUAAUGCAAUCCACACUGACCCCUUGUACAGGAAAACCAUUCGUUCUCUACACCCUGUUGAGGCUGCUGGAAUCAUUGCUGCACAAAAUUAUGGGGGGCGCUGUGGUCCUACUACCCGCUAUGUGAUUGUUAAUGAGCACAGGCCCCGUAAGAAGCUACUGUGCUCAACCACACGAAUCCCAAGGCACUAUCUCAUGGAGGAGCCCAGAGAGAUCCUAGAGCUAUACCAGCGCAACAUAAAACACUACACACCUCGCACCAUUCACCAACAACAUCCCCCCCGCUCCCACACAUCACAGCAGCUCAGGAAAGAGGAGGAAGAAACUGGAAAAGACAGGAAAAGGACUUCUCUAGGCAAAAGCCUUCGGCCUUGUUCCUUGCCUGACCACCACCAACAAGCGCACUUCUAUAUUGGUGAAAGGUUAGAUAGUUUUAGAGAAAGUCAGAGAGCAAGGUAUGAGAUGCAAGAAGAUGAUGAAGAGGAAGCUGGUAAAGAAGGAAUUGACUGGGGAGAUUUCAAUUUACCGUCUCCAUCUCAAACCAGUGUAAAAGAAAAAGAAUCUUCUCACACACAAAGGCAACCUGUCCAUUCUCCAAGGAGACAAUAUCAGUCCCCCACCAGAACCAGACACAUGGGGUCUCAAUUAAAGCCCAAGUUAAGGGGUCAGCUUGAAACUCAUUUGACUGAAUCUGACUCGGCCUCCAUAGCAUCCAGCAGUGACCAACAAAACAGCAGCACUGAUCAAUAUAUUCAUGUCAUCCACAGCAAAGAGCGCCAUCUUGGAUCUGAUGUCAGGCAAGAAAAGAUGUCCAAAAAGAAACCCAAGACAAACUUUGAUCUAAACUACACAGAAUCAAAUGACUUGAUCUGUUCCAAUGUGUAACACUUUUUUUUGUCAAAUUUAAAUUUUGUUUGUUAAUUAUUAUGUAUAUCCUACUUGUUAAACUGCAACUACAAAUAGUAAAAAAAUAAUAAUUCUCCAUUGGUUGCUAUAAACAUGUAUGUGCAUAAAAGAUCUGUAACAUACAAUUACAUGGGUUAUUACAACAAUGUGAAGUAACAGGUUUUGUUUGAGCUUGCUCUAAAAAUAUUAAGUUCUGUUAAAUAAAAUCGGUGUCUUCUUUGGUGA